GCUUCGAAUCGGAGCUGGCAAAGGGCUGCCCGAGCGAUGCCCCGAACGACCAAGGAGGCCACCGCGACGGGCCACAAGUGCACCACGACCAGUCAAGGCAAUAUGGCCUCUGCCCCACCCCCGACCGAGCCCCAAAACGCAUUAAAGCGCCUCACGGCGCUGCCCCACGCCGUCGCCGUGACGCGCAUCUGUGCGCGCAAGGACGGCGGCGUCUAUAGUACGGCGUCGGACGGCCGCGUGUGUUUGACGAAUGACACGGGACGGCCGUCCCUCAAGUUCGGCGAGCGCGGUUCCAUCGAGGUCGACGGCUGGCAGCAUGACUUGGAGCUCGUCGAGGACCAGCUGCUGCUGGGCGCGGGCGCCCUCGCGACGAAGGCCUGGGACGCGACGACCGGCGCCCAGGUCGCGUCGCUCCAAGGGCACCAGGGCGCCACUCGAUGCGUCAGCGGCUUCACCACCAAUAGAGUGGCGACGGGCGGCGACGACGGCUUUUGUCGGGUGUCCGACUUAUCGAGAGAAGACGCGCCCUGCGUCGCGAAGUUAGCACCGUCAGAAUCAGAAGACUACGGCCUCAAGUGCGUGCUCUCGGACCAGUCGAACGUCAUCACGUUAGUAGAUGCCGCCGGCCGGCUGCAGCUCUGGGAUAGAAGAGGAGGCACGCCCGUCGCGUUGGGAGAGCACCCCGAGAUCGCGAACAGAGGCAUCGCGCGGGACGGGUCCGCGAUCUACUCGCUGGGAGGGAGGCGCGCGCAAGUGCUGGCCUGGGACGCGCGCAAGCCCAAUCAGUCCCGAGUGGUCGGCAAGCACCAGGACGCUCCUGUUGCUCUCGCGAUGUGCUCGAAAGGGGUGUUAUCUGCGUCCAAAGAUGGCGGCGUCGCGUUGUGGGAUCCUACCUCGUGUUCACUCUUAGAUGAAUUGCGGGCCCCGGGCAAGAAACCCACGGCCCUGUCCGUCGUCGACGACGUCGUCUACGCCUGCGGCUCGGACCGGGUGGUGCGCGUCUGGGAGGCCGGCACGAUACCGAGACCGCCGGGCCCGCGGCCGUGCUGCGACUGCGAAGGUACGGGUAGGAAGACGCUGCCGAGCGGGUCCAAGUGCAUCUGCGUGGCCUGCUUCGGCUCCGGCAAGUCGCCGGUCGACGACGUCUCUUCGGACGAGGACGACGACGUGUCGACGCAAGCGCCGCCGCCGCCCGAAGUUGCCAAAGCUGUUGAAACGAAAAAGGCGCCGGCCAAGGUGCCGUCGUGGCUCACGAAACUGACGGCCGUCGGCGCCCUGAAGGCGCCGGCCAAGCCGGGCCAGCGGGGCGGGUUGGACGUGCGCUCGACGCGCUUCAAGCCCGGGACUUUGGUGGUCCUGGCGGCCUCAUUACCUGACGCUGAGCCGGUCGACACUUUGAAACGGAAAGGCGGCGCGGAACCUUCGAUAAGAGGCAACGAGGUCGGCGAGAUCAAAGCUGAUGAUCGUAGUCGCGUGCCCUACGAGGUCAAGGGCCCCCGCGCGACGACGUCCUGGUUCGAGGCUGCUCAAUUGGCCGCGUGCCCGCCCGAGCGCGCCGCCAAGGGCAAGGCCGCGCUCGCGGCGGCCAAGGCCCCGGCGCCGCCCAAGCCGCCGAAGGCCGUCCCGGUGAAGGCUCCGACGAGCCCGUCGGGCGCCGACGCCGCCUUCAUGAACUUCCGGGGCGGACCUUCGGCGCCCGUCCCCGGUGGAACCGCCGUGGCGCCGCGCGCGCAGCCCAAAACUAAAGAGGAAAAGGCCGCGCAACGCGCCGCGGACGCGAACGUCGACGCGUCGCUGCAGCAGUACAUGGCCCAGCGCGAGGCGAAGAAGGCCGCCGGUGGGGGGCGGAAGCCCGUGUCGGACCGGCUGAAGAAGCUGCGGGAGCGGGCUGGGUGAGUUAGGUGGACU
Molecule: messenger RNA, 1908 nt
Organism: Pelagomonas calceolata
Lineage: Eukaryota; Pelagophyceae; Pelagomonadales; Pelagomonadaceae
Source: the annotation of a GenBank genome assembly